Rotaria socialis is the source of this 616-nucleotide messenger RNA. The record is from the annotation of a GenBank genome assembly. NCBI's taxonomy places the organism in Eukaryota, Metazoa, Rotifera, Eurotatoria, Philodinida, Philodinidae.
AUGGAUGCAAGUACAAAUUCAACUCCAUCAAAAGAUGAAUCAGAAUCCAUCAUCGUGAUAAAUGAUGAUGCUAAUGGACCACCUGUUGUCAAAGAAUUUUUUUCAAAAUUGAGCACUAAUAUUGAAAAAACUCGAUGGACAGGCAGUUGCAAUGUUUGCUCAUUAUCAAUUACAUCUAACUUCUUAAAGCACGUAAAAAUUAAACAUCGGUUAAUAUUUGAUAAAUGGAAAAGUAAACAAGACCAGGUAGUGCAAGAAACAAAUCAACCGAAGAUUACAAUUGCUUAUAAUCGAGAUAAUGAAAAAUGUAAAUAUUUAUUUAUCUCAAGUCACAUCAUAAUUAAAUUAGAGAGUAACAGUAAUACAAAGCUAAAAUUGUUAUGGUGAAUUAGGGGUGGACCGUUGAUUUUAAUUUGAGUUAGUUAAGAGAGUUAAUUAAGUGGUUUUGCUUAACACUUAAUAUUAAGAAAAAAAACGUUUACAUUAGCGACUUAAUUACUUAAUAUUAAGUGUUAACGCAAUACUUAAUUUUGUGGAACUCACAUAUAUUUUCGAAGAAAAUGGUGAGUGUAAGUUUAAAGGCGAGAUUUUUGCGGCUCCCCACCCCCCCUCCCCC